This is a messenger RNA of Synchytrium microbalum, 1479 nucleotides long. RefSeq lists its product as uncharacterized. The record is from RefSeq and is a predicted model, not a curated record. Lineage: Eukaryota; Fungi; Chytridiomycota; Chytridiomycetes; Synchytriales; Synchytriaceae. The transcript is spliced from 11 exons. The coding region runs from base 1 to 1479 and encodes 492 amino acids.
AUGAUGUUAGCAGACAAGACAUCCCAACGGACCCCGCUCAAUCCAUCAUCGCUGGAAUUCGCAUAUUUAGAAUAUCAGUUACAAUUAUCACUGCAUGCUUCAACAGCAAGGAUACUACAGGCAUUCUCUAUAUCGAAUCCUCACUUGACCUCGCAGUUUGAUCGAAGAUGCAAGGACGUACUAUCACUUCCAUCAUGGGUCGACUGCUCAACACUCGCUGGUGGAAACUCUGAAGAUGAGGUCCUGAGACGUGGUUUCCAGUUGGGUGUUGCUCCCGCUACGUCUUCUGGCAUGAAGUUUAGUGUUGGAAAUUUUAAGAAUUCAGAAAAAACACACGGCCCAAAACAUCGUCGAAUGCUGCUAUGCAAGAUUGGAGUUGGGAGAGCGUAUACUGCUGAUGAGGCUCGAGCUGAAAAGGAUUUGAUUCCGGAUGGUUAUGAUAGUUUUUACAUUGAAGAUCCAAAGAGAAUCGCCUCAGAUGAAAACAGGCAUGAAUACUACAUCAAGUCUUCUGCUCAGAUACUGCCUCAAUAUUUGGUUCACUUUGAGUUUGAUGCUACAUUGGAAAAGAAGUCGCUCGAGACGCAACAGUCUACUGCUCAGCAGACUCUGCCUCCCUCUGCAACACCUGCGACUCCCAACUGCACAACUCCAAAGUUCUCUCUCGUCACAUCCGCACCCCAAUCUCAAAAGGCACCACAGAAUCAUUUGGAACAUGUCAUGAUUGGAAACCACGCAAAUGGAGAAGCCAGUAAACAUAAAUUGGUUUCGGUUGCUGAAGCUUAUGAUACUGUUAUGGUAGAGUCGAAUGAACGGGACCCAGUGCUACAAGGACGAAGACUGGAGAUUCAGAAUCAGAUGGCUGCUGUUUCGGCUAGGGAGAAGGCUGUUGAGAAAAUGGGUGGGCAUGUUGAGGUGCUGGUUGAGGAGAUGUAUAGGAAGGCGUUGAGCGAGUCUCGUGGGAUUGUCAAACGCAAGAUGGAUGUACUGCGAGGAGACGGUCUCGAACUCCGCCGCCAACUUCAAGAAAUCGAAAGACUUGAAUCCUUCCUCAAAUACCAACAGGCUGGAGACCCCACACAGUUCCUUUUCAGUUGGGCAAGACAUCAACAAGUUCGAUCGGAAUUACAUGAUUUCAAGCAUUUCCGUGAUGAUAUUGACGUGCAACUUGAUAUGAAGGUCACAGGAGGCAUUUCAGUCAUCAUUGAUCCAACUGCUGCUCAAAAUGCCGCUGUUGCACAGUCCAUGAGCAAUUUAUCUAAUUCGAAUUCGAAUUCGCCUAUCAAGAAACUUCAGCAGAAAGUCUCGUCUUCUUUGAAUGCUCCAACAAGCAACGUAGGAAUGGGACUUCCUCGUCGUGUACAAGAACGACGUACUCAGCGAAGAACUUCCGAUUUCUUCUCAGAAACAUUGGGAGCACUCGACGGCAUGACAGUUCAAGAUGAUGCUUCAUUCUGUGGAACAUUUGAUCAAGACUAG